Messenger RNA from Salvia hispanica, 1194 nucleotides. RefSeq names its product inositol oxygenase 1-like. Gene Ontology annotation, biological process: inositol catabolic process. Gene Ontology annotation, molecular function: inositol oxygenase activity; iron ion binding. Gene Ontology annotation, cellular component: cytoplasm. Lineage: Eukaryota; Viridiplantae; Streptophyta; Magnoliopsida; Lamiales; Lamiaceae. The record is from RefSeq and is a predicted model, not a curated record.
UCACUUUGCCAUCAAAACCUUCACUAAAGAGCCAUAUUUUAGGUUGUUGAAAUGGCAACCAAUUUUUGCCCUUUUCCUUUCAAACUUGAUCUACAUCAUUCCUUUUCCAAGUCUUCUUCUUCAUUUCAGGUGUUCCGAAACAAAGAGAUUUUCCUUAAAGUUGAAUGCAGAUCACAAAAUGCUGAGCAAGAUUUUUCAGGAUAUGGUUUCAGUGUGGAUGCUAAGACUGCGCCUCAAACUGAUGAAGUAAUUCUUGAUCAUAGCUUAGUAGUGCCUCAUACCAAUUCAUACGGCCAUUCUUUCAGGGAUUAUGAAGCUAAGAACGAAAGAAGUGAGAUGGUUGAGGAGCUCUAUCGCCUCAGCCACAUCAACCAAACAUAUGACUUCGCGAAGCGUAUGAGGGACAAGUACAGGUCACUGGAUCACGUAGAAAUGAGCAUCUGGGAAUGCUGUGAGCUCCUCAAUGAUGUGGUGGACGAGAGUGAUCCGGAUUUGGAUGAGCCUCAGAUUCAGCAUCUGCUCCAAUCUGCAGAGGCCAUUAGGAAAGAUUAUCCUAAUCAGGACUGGCUGCAUUUGACUGCUCUUAUUCAUGAUCUUGGGAAGGUUCUUCUUCUGCCUAGCUUUGGACGUCUGCCCCAAUGGGCUGUUGUUGGUGAUACAUUCCCUCUUGGCUGCGCUUUUGAUCCGUCAAUAGUUCACUAUGAGCAUUUUAAGAGUAGUCCUGAUUACAAAAAUCCAGCCUAUAGCUCACAGCUUGGAGUUUAUUCAGAGGGCUGUGGACUGGACAACGUUUUGAUGUCAUGGGGGCACGACGACUACAUGUACCUGGUUGCCAAGGAGAACAAGACUACCCUGCCACCGGCUGCACUCUUCAUCAUUCGAUAUCAUUCUUUUUAUGCACUACACAAGUCGGGGGCAUACAAGUAUCUGAUGAAUGAAAAAGAUGCUGAGAAUCUCAAAUGGCUUCAAAUUUUCAACAAAUAUGAUCUCUACAGCAAAAGCAAGUCUGGUGUUGAUGUGGACAAGGUGAAGCCAUACUACAUCUCCCUUAUUAAAAAGUACUUCCCACCAAAGCUCAAAUGGUGAAGAACUGAUGCUGUCAAGAUGUGUUAAUGAAAGCUUAUAUCUGAUUAUCUUAUGCUUCUUUUCAUAUUCUUGGAAUGGAGAAUUAUAUUAUAUUGUGCAUUGGCAGUG